This is a messenger RNA of Beta vulgaris subsp. vulgaris (sugar beet), 2556 nucleotides long. RefSeq lists its product as uncharacterized. NCBI's taxonomy places the organism in Eukaryota, Viridiplantae, Streptophyta, Magnoliopsida, Caryophyllales, Amaranthaceae. The transcript has 11 exons. The coding region runs from base 345 to 2120 and encodes 591 amino acids. The record is from RefSeq and is a predicted model, not a curated record.
CUUCUUAAUUCUCAUCAACCUUUCUUCAUCUUCUUCUUCACUUAUUACUUAUUAUUCUCUUCUCUUUGAGAUCUGCAAGCUUCUUGUUAUUAUCUUUAUUUCACUGUUCAACUCACGUGUUCUUCUACUUGCCCAAAAUAUUUUAAACCCAUAACUUUGAUCUUUCUUAUAUUACCUUUUCAAUAAUUCUUCAUUUCAUUUCACCUAUUCGCAGCUUCUCUAAUCUGCCCACUUCUGUUUCUUACAAGGCCUGAUCUUGGAUAAAAUUUGGGUGUGAGUGUCAGACAUAUUGGUACUUUUAAUUUAGAGAGUCAGCCUGUUUCGGGCUGGUUGGAGAUGCUAAGAUGGCAAAAAAGGGAAAAAUUGCGCUCUAUCGAGAGAGAUUGGAUGAGACGCUAGCCUCUGAUGAUCUUACUGAUGAGAAUAACCUGAAGAUUCUUGUCAAAGAUCAUAUCUUACGGUCAUCAUUGGACAAUAUGUCCACAGAUUAUAUUGAUAAUAUUACAGAAAAAAGGGCCCCGGAAGUGUCGAAUUUUCUUGAGAUGCUGAGAAGUGCAUCUGAAAAUUACAAUGCUUUAUCACAAGAGACUCAUCAUACAAGUUGGAAAUUGAAACAGGAUACUGAAGAUUUCCGUGUCAUGUAUCGGGAAGGACCUGUAGGUUCUCCAUUUCAUUCACUACUUGUAGAAGGUUAUAUAGAUGCUCCUCUAGAUGUUUGUUUGUGUGUUUCAUGGGAAUCAUCCCUCUAUCCACGAUGGUUUCCUGAAACAUUAAUUCCAACUUUCAAAGUUGCAGAAGCCAAGUGUUUGCAGAAGGUCAGGAUUGGUGAAGAUAUAUCUUUAGUGAGGGUGAAGCUUUCGUGGCCAUUAUCCAGUAGAGAGGCUCUUCUCCACUAUUUUGAGUUUGAGUACCUUAAAGGUGAUCUUGUCGUCGUGCUGCUGAACUCGAUUCCUAACGCGGAUAACAUUCAAUUGGAAACUCAUGGCUUCACCAAUGAGGGAAUACCGAAUGCUGAUAAUACUGUAAGAAUUGAUUUAGUGGGAGGUUUUGCUUUGCAAAAGGUGACAGAAAACAGGAGUUAUUUUAGGACAAUAGGCAACUUGGACAUCAAACUUGACUUUGUUCCUCCAUCACUUAUUAAUUUCAUAUCAAGACAAUUGAUAGGUAGCGGUUUCAGGUUCUAUAAGAAGACAGUUGCUUCUGUAUCUAACGGAGACGAAGAUUUUUCCAAGGCAUUGAGUGACCCCCUUUACAGUCGAUUACGCCAAUCUGUAUACUCACACAAUGAAUUGGAAAAGAACCUUAGAACACAAAUCAUACAUGACCACAUAGGUAUGGACGAUAGGGAGCAGAAAACAGCUAAGCAAAGUACAUCUAAAAAGGAAGAUGUGAAGGUUCUUGGAAAUGAAGAUAACAGAUCUUCAGAGGAGCGCAAACCAACUAGUAACGAGAUUGAGGAAGAAGAAAUCAAUGAACGCAAUGGACUUGAUAGCAGAUGCAAACCAGCUAGUGAGAUUGAGGAGGAAGAGAUGAAAGGGAGCGAACAUAGAAAAGGGAACAGCAAAAAAGAUGCAAAGGAAAGCGAUGGUUCAACUGAUCAACCACGAUUAGUAAACUUCCAAAAUAAUGUUCCAAUAAGUCCCCAGGUGGAGAGAGCUUUAGGUAAUUUAGAUAAAAUGAUCAGUGUUGUAAAAGCGAAAAGACUCAAAGUCCAGAACUGCAAUCAAUUUGGCCCUGAGAUAGGAGGAGGUUUAGCUAUAUCCUCAACCAUGGGUAAAGAUGUGAAAUGGGUAGAUAAGCAGGGUACUGUGAUGGAAGAAAUUGUUAAAGCUACUGCAAAUGUAUCUGGGAAUCGCUUCAGCACUAAUGGUUUGAGGUCUGAAAAUUCAGAUCUUCAUGCCCAGGAAGCAAAUUCUCAUAUGAUAUCCCCCGACAAAAAUCCGGAAAUUGCAAGAAGUGCAGCAAUAUCAGGAAACAGUCCUGGUGUAGCUAGUCCAAAUUUUGACUGUCCAAUGAGCCUCGAAGUUAACGGCAUUCAUGAGAACAAGAAGAAGACUGGGCAGUCGAAAAAGUGGAGGCUAUGUUGCUUUCACCUUGUUUCGGGGAGGUUGGUUUCAUGACGAUGAAAGGACAACACCAAUGGUGGUGUUCCUUAUAUCUAACAAAGAAGUAACUUAUUGUUAAGUUAGACUAAUAAUCAGCUGAGAAUUGCACAACAACUUUGUUCGAGAUUAUACCCUGUACACUAGAGCGCCACUUUUAGAUGAUAUAGUUGAUGUAUCAUAUUUUCAGACCGAUACAGAAAAAUAAUCAUAGGAUUUGUUUCCUUUUUUUUUCUCAUUUUGAAAAAUUUUGUUUGUAAGGAUGUAAUUUGGCUUUUGCUUGUAUGUUUACUGUAGAAUAUUAGAGGGCAUGUCCUGUAUUAUUGCCAUUUUUUCAGAUUUUUGCUUUUUGAGAUUGGAAAGUUAUAUUGCCCGCAAGGGGAGAGCAUGUACUAACAUUGCAGAUUGAUGCAUUUUUUCUGUUGUAACAUUUUGAGUUUUAUGUUUGCUGAUA